This is a messenger RNA of Culex pipiens pallens (northern house mosquito), 4025 nucleotides long. It is a transcript of the gene dre4, whose product is annotated as FACT complex subunit spt16. Bases 192 to 3551 code for a protein of 1119 amino acids. Gene Ontology annotation, biological process: positive regulation of transcription elongation by RNA polymerase II; transcription elongation by RNA polymerase II. Gene Ontology annotation, molecular function: nucleosome binding. NCBI's taxonomy places the organism in Eukaryota, Metazoa, Arthropoda, Insecta, Diptera, Culicidae. The transcript is spliced from 9 exons. Gene Ontology annotation, cellular component: FACT complex. The record is from RefSeq and is a predicted model, not a curated record.
CGUCUGUCAGUUCUGUUUGUGCCGCCGUCGCCGCCAUAUUGUCAUUUUGUUGUGUGCAAAAAACGCGUUCCGCGGAUCUUCAUCUCACCGGUGUGAAAAGAGUGGUGGAAUUCCGCUGGAGAAAGAGUGUCCCCCCUUUGGUCGGUUCUCUUGUGGACGCGCUAGGCAAAUAACGGUGCGCCGUCGUCGCCAUGUCGAACAUUGUGCUGGACAAGGAUUCGUUUUAUCGCCGGAUAAAGCGGCUUUACGCCAACUGGAAGGAGCCGGAGUUUAGCCACGAUGACUCGCUCUCCAAGGUGGACUGCAUCGUGACGGCGGUCGGAGUGGACGAGGAAACGAUCUACAGCAAAUCGACCUCGCUCCAGACCUGGCUGCUCGGGUACGAGCUGACCGACACCAUCACGGUGCUGUGCGAGAAGGCCAUCUACUUCCUGACGAGCAAGAAGAAGAUCGACUUCCUGAAGCAGAUCGAGCGCGAAGCGGAGGAGAACGUUCCGACGGUGAAGCUGCUCGUGCGGGAUAAGAACGACAAGGACAAGGCCAACUUCGAGAAGCUGCUGGAGGCGAUCAAGGGCUCGAAGGGGGGCAAAACGCUGGGCGUGUUCAGCAAGGACAACUUCCCGGGCGAGUUCUGCGAGACGUGGAAGAAGUUCCUGAAGGAGCAGUCGUUCGAGUCGGUGGACAUUAGCGUGCCGAUGGGGUACAUCAUGUGCGCCAAGGAGGACUCGGAGAUCAUCACGAUCAAGAAGGCGUGCCUGGUGACGGUGGACGUGUUCAACAAGUAUCUGAAGGACCACAUCAUGGAGAUCAUCGACGCGGACAAGAAGGUGAAGCACGUGAAGCUGUCGGAGGGCGUGGAGCAGGCGCUCACGGACAAGAAGUACGUGAGCGGGGUGGACGUGAAUCAGCUGGACAUGUGCUACCCGGCGAUCAUCCAGAGCGGGGGGAAUUACAGCUUAAAGUUUAGCGCGUUCAGCGACAAGAACUAUCUGCACUUUGGAUCGAUCAUUUGUGCGCUGGGCGCGCGGUACAAGUCGUACUGCUCGAACAUUGUCCGGACGUUGCUGGUCAACCCGACGGACACGAUUCAGAAGCACUACACGUUCUUGCUGAAUUUGGAGGAGGAGCUGCUGAAGGUGAUGGUCCCGGGGAAGAAACUUUCGGACGUUUACGAGUUUGGGCUGGAGUACGCGAAGAAGGAGGAACCAAAGCUGGUCGAUAAGCUGACCAAGACGUUUGGGUUCGCGGUGGGGCUGGAGUUUCGCGAGAACUCGAUGAUCAUCGGGCCAAAGUGUGCGGCAGUGCUGAAGAAGGGCAUGGCGUUCAGCGUGAACGUGGGCUUGUCCGGGCUGGAGAACAAGGAAGCGUCGGACAAGGAGUCGAAGGUGUACGCGCUGUUUGUGGGCGACACGGUGCUGGUGAACGACGAAUCGCCGGCCAGCGUGCUGACGCAGUCCAAGAAGAAGAUCAAGAACAUUGGCAUCUUUUUGAAGGACGACGAUGACGACGAGGAGGAAGAGGAGGAGGUCAAAACGAAGAAGGGGCCGGAGAUUCUGGGACGGAGCGGAAAGCGCUCGACGGUGCUGGAGAGCAAACUUCGUAACGAGCAGAACUCGGAGGAGAAGCGAAAGCUGCACCAGAAGGAGCUGGCGAUUGCGCUGAACGAGAAGGCCAAGGAGCGGCUGGCGAAGCAGGGUGACGGAAAGGAGGUGGAGAAGGUGCGCAAGUCGACGGUGUCGUACAAGGGAGUUAAUCAGAUGCCGCGGGAGGCGGAGGUCAAGGAUCUGAAGCUGUUUGUGGAUCGCAAGUACGAAACGGUAAUCAUGCCGAUUUUUGGCGUUCCGGUACCGUUCCACAUCUCCACCAUCAAGAACAUCUCGCAGUCGGUCGAGGGCGACUACACGUAUCUGCGUAUCAACUUUUUCCACCCGGGUGCGACGAUGGGCAAGACCGAAACCGGCAUGUACCCAUCACCGGACGCAACGUUUGUUAAAGAAGUGACCUACCGCUCGACCAACAUGAAGGAGCCGGGCGAGAUUGCGCCGCCGUCGUCGAAUCUGAACACCGCGUUCCGGUUGAUCAAGGAGGUGCAGAAGCGGUUCAAGACGCGCGAGGCCGAGGAGCGUGAAAAGGAAGAUCUGGUCAAGCAGGACACGCUGGUGCUGUCCCAGAACAAGGGUAACCCGAAGCUGAAGGAUCUGUACAUCCGGCCGAACAUCGUGAGCAAGCGUAUGACGGGUUCGCUGGAGGCGCACGUCAACGGCUACCGGUACACGUCGGUGCGCGGCGACAAGGUGGACAUCCUGUACAACAACAUCAAGAACUCGUACUUCCAACCGUGCGACGGCGAGAUGAUCAUCUUGCUGCACUUCCACCUGCGGCACGCGAUCCUGUUCGGCAAGAAGAAGCACCUGGACGUGCAGUUCUACACGGAGGUCGGUGAGAUCACGACGGAUUUGGGCAAGCACCAGCACAUGCACGAUCGGGACGAUCUGGCGGCGGAGCAGGCCGAGCGGGAGUUGCGCCACAAGCUGAAGACGGCCUUCAAGAGCUUCUGCGAGAAGGUCGAAGCCAUGACGAAGCAGCAGAUCGAGUUCGAUACGCCGUUCCGAGAUCUGGGCUUCCCGGGGGCUCCGUUCCGCAGUACGGUGCUGUUGCAACCCACUUCUGGUUCGCUGGUCAACCUUACCGAGUGGCCUCCGUUUGUGAUCACGCUGGAGGACGUCGAGUUGGUACACUUUGAGCGCGUUCAGUUCCACCUGCGGAACUUCGACAUGGUGUUUGUGUUUAAGAACUACAACCAGAAGAUUGGCAUGGUGAACGCGAUCCCGAUGAACAUGCUGGACCACGUCAAGGAGUGGCUCAACUCGUGCGACAUCCGCUACUCGGAGGGCAUCCAGUCGCUCAACUGGGCCAAAAUCAUGAAAACCAUCGUGGACGACCCGGAGGGCUUCUUCGACAACGGCGGCUGGACGUUCCUGGAUCCGGAGUCGGACGGCGAGGGCGCCGCCAACAGCGAAACCGAAGACGAGGAGGACGACGCGUACGAACCGACGGACGACGACGACCCGGAAGAGUCGGACGAUUCGGAGGACUACUCGGAGGCGUCCGAAGACGACUCGGCCAGCGAUGAAGAUCUGGGCUCGGAAGAGGAAUCGGGCAAGGACUGGUCCGAUCUUGAGCGUGAAGCCGCCGAAGAGGAUCGCAACCGGGAUAAGGACGGCUACGCCGAAGAACCCAGAACCAAGAAGCGUUCCCACCACAGACGUGAUCGCGGAGUAGAGUCCGCAAAAAAGCGGUCGUCCGAAGGACACGGAAGCUCCUCGAAGAGCAGCAGUCGCGACAAGCACCACCACAAGGACAAACACGGCAGCAGCAGCGGCGACCGGCACAAGGAUAAGCACCGCAGCAGCAGCGGUGGGGACAAACAUCGAAGCAGCAGCGGCGGGGAUAAGCACAAGAGCAGCAGCAGCAGCAGUAGCCACAAGCGGUCCCGCGACGACAGCAGAGACGGCUCGUCCCACCACAAGAGUAAAAAGUCCAAGAAGUGAGCAGCGGAAGCGGAAGGGCGUGAAUGUUUUUGAAAAAAUCCUUUUUAAACAAUUCUCCAAAUACACAAACAAACACACAGACAGAAAAAGAGAGAGAUUCACACGAGAAAUUGAGUUUUUUCUUCCUCUAUUGUUUAGAAUUAGCUGGCUAAGUUUAUGUUUUAAAACCUCAGUUGUACAAGCGUCGUUGAUGGGUUUUUCUUUUCCAAUUGGGAAAAUAAUGUUGAGAAAAUGAGUAAGACACUUCAAAAACACCCAUAGUUUUACAACCUAAAAAUCACACAUAAAAACAGUGACCGGAAACAGUUAAUUUUGAUAAGAAGCUGGAGAAAAAUCAGCUGUAGAGAUUAGGAGCUCGAAAUAAAACUGAACAACUUUGACUUUCAGAGAAAAAACGGUUGCGUGUAUCCCGGGGAGAGUGUGAUGCUGGAACUAAUGAUUACAAAAAAAUAAAUGUCAAUAGUAUUACAGAAA